UUGUAAGUGGACACGAACGUGAUCAAAAAGUGAAAAGUGAAUUAACUAACGCGACAGAAAAUUAUAGCUAUGUUGUAUAGGGUUUUCCUCCUCGUCUUACUUUGUCAAAAUGAAGUCCGCACCGAAAAAACAGUGAAAAAGAGAAACACAGAUGAUUCUUUUGAUAUAAAUAUUGGAGCCGGAUAUGGGUUCGGAAAUGAAUAUUCGUCAUCCAGCUUUCCACGAAGUACCAUGACAAUCAAUCAUUCCACAAAUUACUUAUCAAAACUACUAGGAGAUGAGCUCACCAUGAACCAGAACUAUGGAAUCAAUGGGCAUCAUUUGUCUACUCCUGAUACCCUUGAAAUGCAAGAAUCUGUCAGAAAAGUUAUCUCCCAGAAUCCUCAUGUCGAUACUUGGAAGAACGAAUUUAGAAGAGGUCAAUAUCAAGCGAAGGAAAUCAUGAAUAUGGGAGAUAUUCAAAACGUUCUCCAUAAUCUAGACGGCAAAUCGGAGUAUUCGAAGGUACUGCAGGUCGUAAAAGUACCAGCCAUAUAUGAGAUACAUUUGGAAAAACUGCAGAAGAAUAAAGAAUUUGAUCACAAACGAAAGGAGUUUUUAAAAACAAACCCCAAACAAUUUCGAAAAACUAAUACUAUGAAAAAUCAAAAUGUGCAUGAAGAUGAAAUAGUUUAUGGAAAUACCAAAACAGAUUUCAAAGACUUUGCUAAUAUAGAUGAUUGGUUAAAGGAAGGUGCAGUAAAUUAUCAAGUUGAAGGAACUGGCAAGGAUAAUGCAAUCCCCAAACCCUACAUCAAUAAAACACCAACAUUGAAUUGGAGUCCUUUCAUAGGAGGUGAUGUUCCAGAUGAGAUCUACAUCAAAAAUAAUCCAAAACAAGUGAAACAUUCUCAAUACCAUCAAGAAAACUCUGGGUCCAUUUCAAAUCCAAGUACACCUCUAGUGAACUUUCCUGAAUAUAAACCUCGAAAGAAUAAAAUGAAUAACAACACCAAAUCAUCAAUCCAGUAUCCAAUUUUUGAAUCUACCAAAAAUAUAUACAAUGUAGUCCCUUUCAAACAACCCCAAGCUAUGUUUGAGGUACCUCCACCUGCCCUAGGAAACCACCCUUUUCUCAAAAACCAACAUCCCCCAAGGCCAGUUGUCAAUUCAUAUUCGACCUUAUCGCCAGUGUUACCAUAUCAUCUGAAUCCAAGCCAAACUGUGAGAUUUUUCAGAAACACACAAAGAACAGAUGAAGAUAGUUCUGAUAAAAUUGCUGACAAUGAUUUUCAACAAACUUCAUCUUCCCCAGAUUUAAUCAGUACUUCUGUCAAACCUGCUGUGAUUUCAGCCACAUUUCCUCAACAGUGGACAGAUAGAAGUUUCCUAAAUCAAAACUGCAAGGAGAGAGUUGACUAUUAUGAUUCCCUACAUCAACAAGGUCAUGCUUCUUCCAGAAUAGAUAACAUAUACCUCACCACGGAUAUGCCGGAAAAAAUGACUUCCAAGUCUUUAUCCAGAGCUCCAAAGUUUAUGGUUCCACGAAUAUUGAGACCCAGUAUUAUCAGGAGAAAUUGGGAACCUCUUAAAUAUUUCAUAUACAUCAACGAGAAAUAUUCAGAUGAAGACGACAGAAAGUGAAGAAGAUAUUUCCAGAAUUAAAUUACUCUGGACGGGCUAAUACGAGAAGCGUCUAGAGACCACAUGGAAUAGAGGAUUGCAGUGCUGUAUUAGUGAGAGUUCUAAUAAUUAUCGUAGAUCAUAUGAUAACGUGAUCUGGAGUUCAUAUGCAGAUGAAGUGAAUCCAACAAAAGUGUGUAUUAAUCUCCUAAUAUAAGUCAAUAAGAUGCUUUUCUUUUAUUUUUGUAAUGUACAUGUAUGUAUCUAUUUAUAUUUUAUAUAUAGCCUAGUACUCCCGUUUGACUAUAUAGUCUAAUAAAAUUUUAUAAGUGUUAUGUAAUGCAAGGCAAUUGUAAAAUUUUGCAAUAAUGAAUAAAAUUCUAUUCUAUUCUAUUCUCAGCUAAUGGACAUAUUUAGCUUGUGUAAAAGAGAUUUCGUAGAUCUGAAUAUUUUUCCUAACUGAUUGUGGUAUAUGGUACUAGUGCGGCCUGUCCAAAUAUA
This is a messenger RNA of Leptinotarsa decemlineata (Colorado potato beetle), 2103 nucleotides long. RefSeq lists its product as uncharacterized. NCBI's taxonomy places the organism in Eukaryota, Metazoa, Arthropoda, Insecta, Coleoptera, Chrysomelidae. The record is from RefSeq and is a predicted model, not a curated record.